Drosophila bipectinata is the source of this 535-nucleotide messenger RNA. Its product is annotated as calmodulin-related protein 97A. The record is from RefSeq and is a predicted model, not a curated record. NCBI's taxonomy places the organism in Eukaryota, Metazoa, Arthropoda, Insecta, Diptera, Drosophilidae. Gene Ontology annotation, molecular function: calcium ion binding; enzyme regulator activity.
CUGGGAAAUAUAUUCUUAGAUAAAUUUUAACCAUGAGCGACCUAACGGAGGAACAGGUGGCCGAGUUCAAGGAAGCCUUCACUCAGUUUGACACGGAUGGAACCGGCAAGAUCUCCACCCGGGAGCUGGGGGCUGUGAUGCGCUCACUGGGCCAGAACCCCACAGAGACCGAGCUGCAGGACAUGAUCGCCGAGAUAGACAACGACCCCAAUGGCAUGAUGGACUUCAACGAAUUCUGCACAAUAAUGGCCAAGCAAAUGCGCGAAACCGACACCGAGGAGGAGAUGCGCGAGGCCUUCAAGAUCUUCGACCGCGAUGGCGACGGAUUCAUUUCGCCGGCUGAGCUGCGGUUCGUGAUGAUCAAUCUGGGCGAGAAGGUCACUGACGAGGAGAUCGAUGAGAUGAUCCGCGAGGCCGACUUCGACGGCGACGGCAUGAUCAACUACGAGGAGUUCGUUUGGAUGAUUGGUCAGAAGUAGUGGGCCAAUUCAUUUUAUCACAUUUUACCGAAAUAAAACUUACGCAAGGUCAUAGU